Dibothriocephalus latus is the source of this 210-nucleotide messenger RNA. The record is from the annotation of a GenBank genome assembly. NCBI's taxonomy places the organism in Eukaryota, Metazoa, Platyhelminthes, Cestoda, Diphyllobothriidea, Diphyllobothriidae.
AUGAUUGCCUUUGCGCUGGCCAAACUAACGCCAAUAAGUCCGGAGUUUGGGUUCGGUCUCUUCAUCAUGGGCUCUGCGCCCGGUGGCGGCGCUUCAAAUGUCUGGACACGUCUUCUCGACGGUGAUCUCAACCUGAGCAUGACCAUGACUCUAAUCAGCUCUCUUGCUGCCCUGGGUAUGUUACUCAAAUCACUUCCCUUCCCCGCCUGA